AGAUGGAGGCGAUCUCUGCCAAGGAAGGCUUCCCGGGCUCUCCUGAAGGCGCGGGGGAGGCCAUCGCGGUGGGCGUGGAGGGGGAGGAUGCGGAGGACAAGGCGGUGUUGAAGGACGACUCGGUGUCCGAUUCCUCCGAGGCGAGCGACCUCAAGCCCAUCCUCGACGUGAGGGAGCGCCUUCGUCAGGUGAUGACGUCGACCGCUUUUCAGUGGACGGUGGUGGCCCUGGUGCUGCUCGACUCAGGGUUGGUGAUCGGAGAGCUCCUUCUAGAACUCGGAUCCCAUGGCACCCACACCCUGGCACCCUGGAUCCUCCACAUCCUCUCGCUGACUCUCCUUGCCGUGUUUACCUUGGAGAUCGCGCUGAAGCUCUUCGCGUAUCGACUCGAGUUUUUCUCACACAAGGCUGAAGUGUUCGACGCCAUCGUGGUCUUGGUGGCCCUCUGCCUCGACGCCGUCUAUCUGCACGCCGACGACGCCCGCAUCGGCACGGGCCUCAUCAUCAUCCUCAGGAUCUGGAGGGUUGUCAGGAUACAGAACGCCAUGAUGCUCCAGGUGAAACACGUGGCCGACAAGAAACUCAAGGAGGAGCGACAGCGGCGCCUGGCGGUCGAGGAGGAGCACCGGAGACUCCUCGAGUACGCCUCGACCCUCAAGGAGAAGCUCAGGGAACACGACAUCGAUUUCGAGGAAGACACGCCUGCUAGGUGGUAGGUGGGAGAGGGAGAGGGAAAGGGAAAGGGAGAGAGGGAG
This is a messenger RNA of Penaeus vannamei (Pacific white shrimp), 755 nucleotides long. The record is from RefSeq and is a predicted model, not a curated record. NCBI's taxonomy places the organism in Eukaryota, Metazoa, Arthropoda, Malacostraca, Decapoda, Penaeidae.